AUGGCAUCUUCUUUGUUCCGAUGGCCGUUCAGCAUGUUCAACGAGGGAGUUGAGCAUGACGAAAGUGAUGGGUUGCAGCACUUGCGUGAUGCCUUGGAGAAGGCCGAAAGGCAAGUAUCAUCAUCAACAAGCGACAGCGAGGAAGAACAGGAACGUAAGGAGGAGAUCCUUGAUGGGUUGCGUGCAAAGUUGGAAGAGUUCGAAGUUGAGACACAGAAGAAGGUCAGGAUCACCAUUUGCAGCGCCGUCAGUGGCGAGUCCAUCGCACAAGUGCGGCUAAGAUCUACAGAUUUCGUGGUGCAGCUCUGCGAAGCAGUUGUGAAGGAAACGAGUCACAAGGUCGUCGUGGCUCACUCUAUCAUUUUCCAGUCCGAGGUCUUACCCCAGCACAAGACAAUCAGCGAGGCCGGGUUGCAGGAUGGCGAUACCGUCUACGUGGCUAGAGCUCCGGUAAGAUGCCUGACAGCAUCGCAUGAUGGUACUGCAUGCCUGUGGAAUUUCGAUCAAGACACGACCAACUCGCCCGAAGCUGGUUCCGGCCAGCCUCUUCGCCUGCACGCGCAGGGAGCCUUGAAGAAUGCAAGCAUGUCUCCCGGUGGCCAGCUGUUGAUGCUGUCCACAGAGGAUGGAGGCAGUGGACUCUUGUAUUGUGCAGAGACAUUGCGAUUUCUCAGUCGAUUGCAGGGGGGCGCUCAAAGUGCUUCUUUUUCAGUAGACGGGCAGAAGGUAGUAGGAGUUGAUGCAGAUGGCAAUGCAAACAUCUGGUGUACGCAAACCGGCCAGAUCAUGCACCGCAUGUUUCCUCCAAAAGCAUCCUCGUCCCAGUUGGACUCAGACUCUGACGACGACUCUGAGAUGACCUUCGCAGUUUUCUCAGCUUGUGGCAAGUUCAUCGCGACAGGUUCUGGUGCGUGCACGCAGCUCUGGGAUGCAUCUGGAAGCCUUCAGUUUACCCUCAGCGGCCACGUUGGGACCGUCAGGCAUGCUGUAUUUUCAGCUGACAGCAAGUAUCUGUUAACUGCAUCUGCAGACUCAACAGCAAGAGUUUGGAAUUGCGGUAAUGGCAGAUGCAUGCGGGUUCUCAGUGGUCAUCAACGCGCCCUUACUUUGUGCGCCUUUUCUCCAACAGGAUUGCAGGCCAUCACCGCGGCUCAUGAUGGAACUCUGAAGUUGUGGGACCUUGCAGACGAUAUCACUGAUGGAUCGCACACAGACUGCACGCUGAGCCUAGAAGCCGAUGGUGGCGUUGUCAGUUCAGCUUGUUUCUCGCCCGAAGGUUCGCGGCUUCUCAUGGCCUCUGGAUCUGACACAGUCCGCGUCUUCAAUGCCUCAACCGGACAAAUGCAGCUCUCCUUCGAAGGAUUUCAUGAUGACUGGGUUCGCUGUGCCAGUUUUUCUCCCGACGGGCUGAUCGUUGCCACCACCUCUUAUGAUGGAGCAGUUGGCAUUUGGAGUGCGACCACCGGGAAGUGCUUGCAUUCACUUCACGGGCAUACGCAGGCGGUUGUCGUUGCGCAGUUGGCGGCUGCAUAG
This is a messenger RNA of Symbiodinium sp. CCMP2456, 1533 nucleotides long. Lineage: Eukaryota; Dinophyceae; Suessiales; Symbiodiniaceae. The record is from the annotation of a GenBank genome assembly.